Aspergillus calidoustus is the source of this 1808-nucleotide messenger RNA. The record is from the annotation of a GenBank genome assembly. Lineage: Eukaryota; Fungi; Ascomycota; Eurotiomycetes; Eurotiales; Aspergillaceae.
AUGAUAAUACUGCUCAUCUUGGUUCUUAUUCAGGGCCUGGCCCUUGCCAGAAACUGUGCCAAUUUCACCCUCCCAGUCGUCCCAGGUGCUGCGGUCCUGUCCCUUCACUCGAGCCUCGCCUACAACGUCUCCUUCCCCGCUCAACUCACGGGUAUCCCUGGAGACAUCCCAGGUCUCAACUUUUGCAACGUGUCUCUUGCACUCACGCACUCUGGAGCAAAUGACACGGUUUUCGUAAACGUUUGGCUACCCCCCGCAGACAGAUGGAACGGCCGCUACGCGGCGACCGGCGGCGGCGGUCUCGCAGCAGGAUACGAUUUCAACAUGGUCCUCCCAGCCCAUUCGGGCUUUGCAACUUCAUUCACCGACGGCGGAUUGACCCUCGGGAGACGGAUCGAUCCCCAGACAGGAUACUGGGGCCACAGGCCGGAUGGAACUUUGAAUACUGACCUUCUGACCAACCUGGCCCACCGCGCGGUACACACCAUGAGUGUUGUUUCGAAGGAUGUAAUCGGGCAAUUCUACGGGGUCGACAGUUUCCGUUCGUACUAUACCGGCUGUUCUCAAGGUGGGCGCAUGGGCUACCAUUCCGCUGCCAGAUACCCUUCCGACUUUGAUGGAAUCCUCGCCGUCGCCCCUGCGUUGAGCCCCGAGCUUCUUGGACCCGGUGACUUUUGGCCCUUCAUCGUCAUGGCGCAAGAGAAGCAGCUCGUCCCAACUUGCGUAUUCGAGACUUUCCAGAGGGAAAUCAUCAGAUACUGCGACCCUCUAGACGGUCUCGUUGACGGCUUGAUCUCGCAUUAUGAUCUUCUUGCGUCCUGCCCGUUCGAUCCCUCCUCCGUCGUCGGAAAAGCCGCGCAAUGCGGCAAGGACACGUCGAUACUCGUUACAGAAACGCACGCCAGGAUUGUGCAAAAGAUCAUGGACGGGGUCAAGGACGAUGAUGAUAACCUCCUGUGGUAUGGGCUCUCCACCGGUGCAACAUUCAGCGGCAUCGCGAAUACUACCCUGCGCAACAACUCUUUGGUCCCUGCUCCCUUCCCACCCGCCGCGGGUUGGCUUCGCGGGAUGAUUCUGCGCAACGUUACUGCGAACAUAUUCAAUCUCACGACCGAGGAGUACUUUGCCGCCUUUAAUGAGUCGAUGAGAAUUGGAGCCAAAAUCAUGGGGACAAGCGGCCUAGAUCUGACCGGCUUCUACUCCGCUGGAGGGAAAAUGCUCACCUGGGUCGGGUUAAGCGACGAAUACAUCAACCCAUCCAACCUCUUUCGAUUUCGCGAUUCUGUCGCGGCGAGCCUCCCACGUGAUACCUCUAUCGAUGCCUUUUAUCGCGUCUUUACGGCCCCGGGCGUCGGCCAUUGUCGUGGCGGGGCUGGUCCACUGCCUCUCGACGCCAUGGGAGCGCUCAUCAAUUGGGUGGAGAACGGCAUUCCGCCGGAGACGCUGUCGGCGAGAUCAAGGUUGCCAAAUGGACGGGUUGCCUCGCGGAAUCUUUGCAAGUACCCUGCCAAGCCCUUCUAUAUCGGGGGUGAUAUCUACGACAGCCACAGUUUCACUUGCAGGGACGAUGGGCAUCUGGCUGGAGGCGCUGAUCAUGUUAUUGGUUAGAUAGUCGAUGUCGAUAUGUUUGUGCUUGGACUGUCGUCGUGUUUUUGUCUUUUGUCGUCUCGUCUCUUCUGUCAUUGUCUUUUGUGGUUUCGAACAUGUGGUCAGAUACAAGCAGGGUUGGACAUACAUAGUGUCUUUGAGGCAUUAGAUAUAUCCUGUUUUAGAAUAGACUUUUGCUCUGCCGAGCUCAUGGUGAAUGU